Molecule: messenger RNA, 648 nt
Organism: Diabrotica balteata
Lineage: Eukaryota; Metazoa; Arthropoda; Insecta; Coleoptera; Chrysomelidae
Source: the annotation of a GenBank genome assembly
AUGGUACUGGAAUCUGGGGUUCUACCCCCGCCGCUUCAGCUUUAUGCUGCCGCGGCUGCCCAUCUAGCCCCACGGCCCCCAUGGGCACCUUUGUUGCAAUUCCCGGGCGCUGCCCAACUAUUGGGUAUGCAUGGCGCUUUUUCCCCAUUAAAUAGACCGAGGUAUCCGCAUGGACUUGUACCUGGAAUGAGAGCUGCUCCCGGACCUCCUUCAGAAGAUAGUGGAAGUGAAACUGUUGGUAAAGCUCAGACUCAAGAGCUUCAAAAGCCGACUGAUGAAAUCACUUCUAAUAACAUAAGUACUCAAGAUGUAAUAGGCCACCCUCCCUUAAAAAAUGUGUUACCGGCACAAACAGUCACUUUUCAAACUACUACAGAACAAAAUGCGAUUACUGAAACUGCAAUAUCUGCACUGCCUGUACUUCUUAACAUUUCUUCCCCACAAAUAUUGCAAGAAUCCAAUACUUUAGUUUCAAGUCAAGAUCUACAUACACAAGAUGUUUUAGUUUCUGCUCCGAUUCUGACAACUGUCAAUUUGUCUCCAUUAGUUACUGAAAACUUAACUUCAGUACCGCCUUCUUGCGAUGUGUCAAAUGGUUUGGCUAACAUGUCUUCCCCGUAUACAAAUUCAAGAUAUCUCUUAACCUGA